This is a messenger RNA of Carassius auratus (goldfish), 1734 nucleotides long. Its product is annotated as urokinase-type plasminogen activator-like. The transcript is spliced from 11 exons. The record is from RefSeq and is a predicted model, not a curated record. Gene Ontology annotation, molecular function: serine-type endopeptidase activity. NCBI's taxonomy places the organism in Eukaryota, Metazoa, Chordata, Actinopteri, Cypriniformes, Cyprinidae. Bases 82 to 1344 code for a protein of 420 amino acids. Gene Ontology annotation, biological process: regulation of cell adhesion mediated by integrin; plasminogen activation.
GUGGGAUGCAGAGCGACACACACCAGACCUGAUCUGAUCUGAACACACAUUCAGGUUUCAUCGUUCAGAGAAGAAGCAGAAAUGACUGGGGUUUGCCUUCUGAGACUGAUUCUAGCUGUAGCAGCUCUCACGGUUUGUAGAGCCCAGCGCAGACUCUCUCCCAGCGGUUUAUAUGAGAAAUCAGGUCUUGUGUGUCUGAAUGGAGGGACGUCGGUCUUGUCUCCGUCGGGGCGUCACAUGCUCUGUUUCUGUCCUGAUGGCUUCAGCGGCUCCAGCUGUGAAAGAGAUGAAUCCGUCUCCUGCUUUGACGGGAUGGGUCUGCACUACAGAGGUAGCGUGUCCAAAUCAGAGAGUGGGCGGGAAUGUCUGGAAUGGGAUCCAGAGAGUGUGCGGGAAUUUGGAGCCUAUCCCAAGAAUCUUGGCCCGGGACGACACAACCACUGCAGAAACCCAGACUACAGCAGCAAACCGUGGUGUUACGUACGGACCGGGUCUAGGAUCGUGAAAGAGGACUGCGAUAUUCCACGAUGUGCAAAAGAUCACGGCUGGCAGUGUGGCCAGAGGGAGGAGCGGAACAUGAAGGUAGUGGGCGGGGCUCUGAGCGCCGUGGAGCGUCAUCCGUGGAUGGCGGCGGUGUUCAGCAGGAGCGCGCGCGGGAGAGCGUUCACCUGCGGCGGGAGUCUCAUCUCGCCCUGCUGGGUCCUCACGGCCGCGCACUGCUUCCCCGACGGCACGAAGACUAGCCUCCAUAAACUCUCAGUAUUUGUGGGGAAGAACGCCAUCAAUGAGACGGAUGCUCAGAGAGAGCAGGAGCUCAGGGUCUCACAGCUCUUCAUCCAUGAACACUUCGACAACACAGACGGCAACUACAACAACGACAUCGCGCUGUUGAAGAUCCGCAGUCCUGACGGUCGCUGUGCGAAAGAGUCCAGUUCAGUCAAGAUGGUCUGCAUCCCUGAGGUGCAUCAGUCACUCAGUGUUGGGACGUCCUGUGAGGUCACUGGAUACGGCAGAGAACAAGAAGGGUUGUGGUAUUACUCUCAGUAUCUCAGAGAAGCAAAGCUCAAGCUGCUGUCCCAGGACGUGUGUUCGAGUAAAGAAUAUUAUGGCAGCAUGAUCACAGACAACAUGUUGUGUGCCGGGAGUCCUGACUGGAGCGCGGACGCGUGUAAGGGUGACUCCGGCGGGCCGCUGGUGUGUCGUGUGCGUGACCGUGUGUUUCUGUUCGGUGUGGUGAGUUGGGGAGAGGGAUGUUCCAGACAGUCCCGUCCAGGAGUUUAUACUAAAGUCAGCAACUAUUACAACUGGAUCCUGGAGAAAACCGGCCUGCCGUCACUCAGCUGAGAACGAGAGCUCACCUGCUCUCAUUCAACACAUAAAGAACAUGAACGAACGACUGCAGACGAGUCGUGCUCAAACUCAGUUACUCAUCAAUCAUUCUUACCUUCCAGUCUAAAGCCAAGAUAUAACCACAGCUCAAAGGACCUCUCUCAGUGUGGAAAAUGUUUGUGAAACUAUAGUUUUGCAUUGGUAUUCAAAUAGUGUUUUCACUUUGUUUUUAUCAUUUUAUAUUGCUGUGUAACUAUCAAUGAAAAAAGACUAUUAUUAGGCCAGUAAACAAGUACUGUGUACAUUCUGAGUAAAUGUUGUGUAAAAAGUGUUUGCAUAAUAUGUGUGUAUGCAUAUAUAUAUAUAUAUAUGUAUUUCCUAAUAAUAAAUGAAUUUUACAUAAGA